AUGUCCAGAAGAAAAAUCCGAGAAGUUUUCAAAGUCUCCACGUCAGAUUCCCAAAUCUUUUAUGUUAAACGAAAUUUGAUCAAACAUUCGAAAAUCAUUCACAGUAUCAUUGUGGAGUUGGAAUUAGAUAUCGAAGAUGAAGAAAUGGCUCCGAUCAAUUUAGAUGAUGUAGAUGGAAAGACGUUAUCAAGAAUUGUCGACUGGCUGGCUUUUCACGAAAGCACCAAUACCUUAUCCCUUAUGCCAGAGAGGGCUGAUCAAAUCGGAAGCUGGGAAAAAGAACAUCUUAGAAAAAGCAUGGACGAAUUUCUGAAUAUAAUUCGGGCAUCCCAUGCUCUAGAGAUCCCAAAACUGAUUGCUACUGUUAAUCUACUGUUUGCAGAUAUCAUGAAAGGUAAAACCACUGAGCAAACUUUGGAAUAUUUCGUGAACAUGUGA
Molecule: messenger RNA, 438 nt
Organism: Auanema sp. JU1783
Lineage: Eukaryota; Metazoa; Nematoda; Chromadorea; Rhabditida; Rhabditidae
Source: the annotation of a GenBank genome assembly